Molecule: messenger RNA, 8125 nt
Organism: Trichomycterus rosablanca
Lineage: Eukaryota; Metazoa; Chordata; Actinopteri; Siluriformes; Trichomycteridae
Gene: tcf20
Product: transcription factor 20
Exons: 5
Coding region: 161-7150 (2329 amino acids)
Biological process (GO): regulation of transcription by RNA polymerase II
Cellular component (GO): nucleus
Source: RefSeq, a predicted model, not a curated record
UCGGCUCCAUCUGUUGCUGCUUCAACUGUGAUUAUUUUGUGAUUUAUUAGCUACAACCUUUCUAAAAAAUCAUUCCUGUAUGUUCUAGUUCGUGAGGUCUUUCUUACUCUCAAGCAGCUGCUCGGUCAGUCAAAACACUAAAAACCCUAAAAACACAAACAUGCAGAACUUUCCCAACAGCGCUGCCCCUCCACCCCCGGGAUUCUCAAGUCGAGGUGGAAAUAUGGUUGGUUCGCCGUACCAGCCUCACAUAUCGGACCCUCAGAUAUCACCGAGGACUAUUGAAGACUACGCUGCCAUGCAGCAUCACCAACCCCUUCUUCAGAGUCACAACCAGCACCUACACCUACGUGCGCAGCAGCACACGGGACAGGCGUCCCUCAUCCAUGGCUAUGGACCUAGACGAGGUGCUGGAGAGAUACCACAGGCUAGUGUGCUCGCUGGAAGCGGCAGCAACUCUUACCGAAAAGAGGCUAUGGAUUAUUAUUUUUCUUUGAGUGGGCGAGAUAGGAACAGAAGAGGUGGAGGAGGGGAAUACGGGGCAGGGUUUGGAUACCCAAACAUGGAUGGACACAUACCUCAUCAGUACAGACAUGUCCCGGGGUCUGUACCAUCCUCCAGCAUUAUGUCCGCCUACCCCAUGGACUACAGCACCAAUGCCGGUGGCAGUGCUAACAGUGGGGGCGGAUCUUUCUCACCUUCACAGCAAUUUACCAUGGCCCAGAAUGCUUCAGUGCAGCCGGUUUCAGGUGCUGAAAUGCUCCAGCGGCAACACAGCCAGAAAUACCUGUCGCAUCAGGGUUUAAAUCAAGGACAUCGAGUCUUUUCUAUGUCUGGACACAGAAUACCUUCUCAGUUUGGUCAAUACCCUCCUCUUAGUGCACCCACUGCGUCAGCAGGAAUGUAUAACUCUUCACCACAAAGGUACGAGACCAGCAGCGGUGGAGGCGUGGACCUAAAGAUCACCAACUCGCCCACACACUCCAAUCCAAACGCCAUGUCAGGUUCCUCGGCUUCAAACAGCUCCGGGCAUCAAGAGAGCGUGGGACAGGGUUACCCGUCCUCCAACCAUUCACCUUAUUCGCCUCAGUCUCACCCUCUUUCGAAACACGCCUCCCGCUGCACUCCCCAGCACAAUCUCGGGGCGGCCUACGACGCCUCUUUGAAGAUGCAGCAUCCGUCUCCGGGCCACGCGCAGCCGAAAAAUAAUCAGUCGUCUGUCUCUUUGAGUCCAGCCGCACCUCACCACACUCAAGACAUUUCCAAAUCUCCCAUGCAUUCCCAAAACCAGCAGACUAACAUGAAUCAGAACUUCAGCCCAAUAUCGAACCCUUCCCCGGCUCCAUCUGCUGUCCACUCUCCAAGCUGCAGCUCGUCCUCUUCUCCGAUGGGUGUUACAGAGAUUCUGGGUAACUCCUCAUCCUUGCACUCCUCAAUUAUAAAUCCUCGCAGUGCUCACGGUCAUGCCCGACCUCAACAUAGCGUGGCACAGCUUAGCCCAACCCCCAGUUCUAAUAGCAGUAUUAGUAGUUGUGGUAGCAUCGGUAGAAUGGCUUCAAGAGCUGGCAAACGGGACGACACCCCAUCUUCCUUGUAUCCACAGGUCAAGCUCUCUCAGGACGCUGGUCUGAACAGUCUAAACGCUUUAACAUCCCAAGUGGCUAAUUUACCCAACACAGUGCAACACAUGAUGCUAACAGACACCGUGCUGUCUCAGAGGAAAGGUCGAGAGAGCGUACAUCAACCUCACAUACAGCAGACCGUUACCAAUCAGCAAACACCUCAGAAUGCUAUUGCUGCUGUCCAGGCCUUAUCAAAUGAAGGAAGUGACGUUUUGGGAUCCGAGCCAGAGGAGGAGAAAAGGAAUCAAAUUGAGCAGGCAGAACACGACAAAGUGAGACAGAAAAGUGGAUCUAGCACCGAAUCCAAUCAAGACAACUAUUAUCCAGCAUCUCAAAGUCAGACCAAAUCUCUAAAUUGCCCCGAACUGCAUCCACAGCUAGACAGCAGAAGUACAGAGACGCCUGGUAAACAGACAAAUAAUCAUGUUGCAAAACCUUUUUCUCAGACUAAAGAACAAGAAAGUCGAUCCUCCUCUCCAUCAGCGGUUUCUCCCUAUGAAGAACCCCUUCAACCUUCCUGCCCACCUGCUCUCUCAGCUGCAUCAUCCCCUGCUCGUUCUACACAAUCGAACUGUGUGAUUGAGCCUAAUCUCAGUCAUUGUGAUGAUAAGACUGGACUGAAGGAGAAAAAAUCUUCAGCCGUGAAAGAUGAACGAAACCCUGUUAAACAUGAAGAGCCUUCUUACCAAGAUGAUCUAGAUAAAGAAAAAACUCUUCCAAUCCUGACCAGUGUAAAAGUGGAAGAUUCAGGCCUAAGUGAACAAACGGACACUUCGAAUGAUAUGAAGAACACCACAGAGCAUUGUCCCAAUAAGAAUAUAAACACUCCGGAACAAACCAAUGCUGCAGUCGGUGUUAUCGUUUCUGCACGUUCUGAGCAGAACUCUGAGGGACCCAAGCAAACAGAGACUACAUCUCACUAUGGCACUUUGCCUCAUGUUGGCAGGCUCAACUAUUCAGAGGAUAAACAUUCCGUAAGUAUGUUUAAAGAUUCUGCAAGUCACAACGGAGACGGGGACAUGAGUAUGGAAACCUACCCUACACGCUAUGUCUCCCCUAAGACUGAAUUUGGGCACAACAUGCCCUCAAAUCACUGCCAGACAGGUCCUUACAAAUAUAACAGAUCUGAAAUGGCUUACAAUGCCUGCAUGGGUUCAAAGAACAAAGGAAGGGCGGUGCCAGGAAGUGAAUUAGGUGCUUCCGCGUACCAAGACUACCAUCAGUCACUGUCUAAUUUUGGUUCCGUGUCCAGAAAGGAUGUCGGUGUUGUGGAAGCGAUGGGAAGAAGUGGUCUCGGAGUUGGAUCAAGGGGUCAGGAUAGUAAUUUACAGUUACAGCAACCAUAUCCCAGUCUAUUACAAGAAGUACUGCAGGGUUAUCAUUUAGAUCGACGCUAUAGUCGCCCUGAACAAGCAUCUGGUGGUCUUCAUAAUCAGAAUAUGUCCCAGCACCAUUACCAUACUAGACUUCCGUAUCGUAUGGCUGAAGACAUGAGGCCUCUUGGAAUGAGUCCGUCAGUAGUCGGUGGUGCCAGCGUUCACCAACAGAUAGCCACAAAAAAGCCUCAAAUCCAAAAUCAGGGACCAGAUCAUGAAAUAGGCCUGGGCCUUUCUCAUCCCUCAUGGGAUUCUGAAACACAAAAGCUUAAAGGGAGUCAUGGAGGCUCAUCAGAAAAGAUCACAAUAAAUAUGUCUCCCAGCCAUUCCACCCAAAUACCACCUUCUGUAGAAUCUUCUAAAGGAACUCCGCCUAAGCACAUUAACUUGGCUGACUAUUCCUUGCCUCACAGGAAGCCCCCAAACCUAGCCUCCCCACCUUCUGCUGUCCAGCAGUUGCUUUUACAAGAAACUGGCCCAUUGGUAGGUAAUGCCGAACUCACAAGUCAGACCCAGUCUCAUGUUUCCUCAUCCUCGGGAAGGCGCUCAGUAAUCUGUGAUGUGUCUCCAUCUCGACGGACCACUCCAGAGAAGGACAGGGGUCAGUUUGCACCCUCUGGAUCGUCAGUCAUUCAGCAGUCUCACUCAUCUUUUGCUUCAAGUGAGCAAGGAUGUGGUAAGGAUGCUGUAAAAAUUAAAGGAGAGCAAGAAGAAGAAGAACUGUCCAAAGUACACCCUAGUGAUCUUGCAAGACCGUGUCCAGAUGGACACAGCGUUUCUGACUUACAUAGACACAGUGCUGGAAAAGAGGUUACUGAACCUCCGAGCAACACUUCAUAUAACGCUCAUCAUAUGCACGCUAAUCCUCUUUCAUCACCACCCAGAUCCAAUCCCUAUUACAAGCCUGUAGAAGGAUCUUCUGCAGGUUUAUCCCUGUAUGGUUUUGUUGAUGGAUCGGACCGGCUUAAACCCUCUCACAAUCAUUUCCAUGCAAUAUCAAGUCACAUCUCCCCAUCGGCUAAUAAAUUACAAGCAUAUCCACACCAUCUCUCUCUUCAACACCCACAUGGCAUGGAGAAUCGAUUUGAUUGGUCAUCUAACAGUAAUAGACCUAAGGAUACUCCCACCCCUCACAGCCUUGACCAAAAGUGUAAGAUUCAACCCCCUGCUGAUGCUUUGCCCAGUCAGCAUCCCCUGACGAGGCAACACCUACAUCCUGGCUCUCACUAUGAAAUGAAAAUGUGGGAAUCAUUUUCUGAAAGGGAAGGAGCUGGAAAUCAUGAGCUACAACCAGCACUCACUUCUCACAAGGCUGUUGACUCACAGUCAGUACCAACCAGUGCUCCCAAACCUGUAAAAGUAGAAGUCUCUCAGGGGAUCCAAGAGGAAUCAACCAAAAAAUUAAACCCAGCUGUGGUUGUUGGAUCAGGCGGUAUAGGGAACAGUAGUGUAACCCCCGGUGGUCCUCGACAGACCAAAUCUGGAGGGUCAGCAGAAACAAACCCAUUAAUAUUGAGACGACGAGUUCGUUCUUUUAUUUCCCCAAUACCUGCAAAGAGGCAGCAUCAGGAUGUGUCAGGUCAGAAGAGUGGAUCGUCAUAUUCUCCAGGUAAUGACCCUGCUUCAGGUGGUGCAGACCCCCGUGCCAAACUAGCUUCACCCCACACAGCAUAUCAGUUGCCCAGUGCUAACUCACCACCACCAGAAAAAACAAAGAUUCUACCCCCAAGAAAGGGACGGGGAUUGAAAUUAGAAGCAAUAGUUCAAAAAAUUACUCCAAAUAAGAAUGCCAAUUAUACUAACAGCCACGGAGAUGCUGAUUAUCCAGAUGUAUCACAUUACAGCUCUGAUACACCUGACUCAGAGACCAGAGCACCUUACUCUGCUGAACCCAACAGGGAGGAAAGUUGUUUACCUUACCUUGAAGAAGCUCAUUCUUUAGAUGCUAUUUUGCCAUACAGAGCAGAAGAUUCAUAUUCUUGUGAUUCUCAAGACCUCAAACAAAGUCUAAGAACAGGCUCGACUAGUAAUACUGUAAGAAAAAUACCAACAGACUUUGACUUUGGGUUAGGCGCUGCUGGCUCUUCAGGCUCUGGGGCAGCUGAAGGGGAUAAGGAUGAGUUUACACUUUUAGGACCUUUGCCGCCACCACCUCCAUUGCCACGUCCUGUACAAGGUUCCCCUCCUCCAUCCUCAUCUGUGUUGUCUGAUAUACAACAGUUUACCAAUACUUACCAGCAGCUAGAGACCAGACGAGGGGAACAGUCUGCUGCUAACUUACUGAGGCAAAAACUUCAGGAGACCAGCAUGGGUUUCGACGAUUAUCCUGGAGGGAAUUUCUACGGAGCAACCCCAAUCCACGGACAAAGUCUUCUUUCCAGAACUCCACAGCACGAGUUAGCUUCAGCUAGAAACGCAACCGACUCAAAACUGUCUGAAAACCUUGUUCCCAAAGGUUAUUUUGCUUCAGGCAAAAAGAAAGGGAGACCAGUAGGGAGUGUAAACAAACAAAAACGAGCUCAAGGUCAAGCCCAGACUUCUACAAGUAACGUUCCUUCUGCGCCUCACACUCCUCCUGCCGUUGGUUCAGAUGCUGUUACUCCCCAGCCUGAAUCUAACUCCAGCCCUGGAGAAGAAGCAGUCACCACAUCGGCACUACCCGAACAGAAACCGUGUCCCUCUCUGGAUCUGGCCGUCCAGACUCAACCAGCAAAAGUAGAGAUGGAGUUCGAGGACAACCAGCCAGAGGAGGAUAUAAAGCCGGUGAAAACGAAGCAGAGGAAGGGUAAAGACGCCAAUGAAGGCACUGACCCAAAAGGUCCACCAUGGAGGAAGAGGAGAGUAAUUACUCCUAAAGAUGAGCUAGAUCCUCAGACUGGUGUUUUACCAGAAAGCAAGAAGGAUGUGUUCUCACCCUACAUACACAUAGAAAAUAAAAUAACUGAGAUUGGGGCUGUUUGUACUAUAGUUAAUUCUGAAGGGGAGAAAUCAAAAGGAGGAGGCAAAAAUGGUUCUGGGGUUGAAGGCCUUUCAAAUGUUUCUCUCAUUUCUCAAAUGGUCAGGAAGGAAAGGGAAACUGAGAAGAUACAGGAAGCCGAGCAGGUUGAUUCAGUCAUACAGUCAGGGAAGUCCCUUCCUACCUCUGGAUAUGUCCUCCCAGGUCCUGUGAUAUCUGACACAAGACACGCUGGUCGCUUGUUAUGUUGUCUUUGUCAGAAAUGGGCAAAUUACAAGAAUCUCGGGGACCUCUAUGGCCCCUUCUACCCAGCUGAUUACGCCCCCAAGUUCCCGAAGAACCAACCCCAAAUUCGACAAACCCCAUCAAACUCUGGGGUCACCAACACGGGGUCGAAUCCGUCUUCUUCGUCAACAGAAUUAACCGUCCCUGAUACGCAGUCAACAAGUACUCCAGACGUGAGAUCAGCAGAUUGUACAGCAAGUCAAACCUCAAACCCAGUAUCUCCUGCACCUAGUGAAAACUUGUCAUGUCUUAGUGCUCAGAUUUGUAGCACCACCACUACGACACCAGCUCAAAACUGGGAUACGAUGCCAGAAGGGGAACCUGCACCAACUGUAUCGGAACUGUCUGACCUGACAAAUGAGAUCAUCCAAAGAAACCAGCAGCAGGUCGAGGAUCUGCAGCAGAGACCACAGCAUCGAAAAUUGACCUCUCACCCCCGUUUCAAGAGGAGAUACAAAUCUGGGGAGGAGUUGCCCCGGACCAUUCCGAUCAACAGUAAAGCUUCGCUGCCGUUUCAACCUCCACCACCCACCCUUGAUUCUCUGGGACCUUUGGCUCAACUUGCUCAGCUACCGGUGGUGCCGUUAGACCCGAGUGAGCUUUGGGUGCACGAGAGCUGCCUUGUCUGGACUAGCGGUGUUUACCUGGUUAAUGGGAGACUGUAUGGUCUGCAGGAGGCGCUUGAUGGUGCCAGAGAAAUGAGCUGCUCUCAUUGUGAAAUGGCUGGUUCCACUCUGGGUUGCUAUAGCAAAGGCUGCACAUUGAGGUAUCAUUACCUGUGUGCUGUGGAGGCAGAAUGCUGUCUAAAUGAAGACAAUUUCUCAAUGAGGUGUCCAAAGCACAAGUUUCCUGUAAACAAUAGACCAGCCAAACCUGCAGCCACACAUCUGGAGCAGCCGGACAGAAGCUGAAGACACUCAAGAUCAUCGUCAAACAUGUUCGACGUGGCAGCACAGAGGAAUGGAGACCAGCAAUUUUACAGGAGUCACUGAUUUUGGAUACAGCGAUCGGAAUGUAAAAAAUACAAGACUUUGUGUGUAAGGAAACACUAAAAACUGAUGAGAAAAAACUGACGUGUCAAAGGAAAUUUUUUUUUUUUUGGUUUAUUAUGUGUAUUAUGGGAAAAGUAUCAACACUACACGGAUGAAAAGUGGAGGAAGCUGGACUGAGACGUUUUAUUUUCAGUACGUUUGAGUAUUCCAUUCUUUUACUUUACACAGGGUUCCGCUCUUCAUUAUCAUAUUAUUAUUAUUAUUAUUCUCAUUAUUUUUCUAUCCCAGUUUGAUUUGAAGCAGUAUUUUACUCUCCACCGUGAGAACGAGAUUCCUUUAUGCGUCGGUCGCGACGUCAUCUCUUCACGCCGACGGGAGCCUGUUGCCACGGAGACGUCGUUGCCGUGGAGAACGGACGUUUAUUGCCUUCGAAGGUGUGCGUGUGUGUGAGAAGCCUAUUAUGUGCCUGUGUUAUUUUUCAUAAGAACCAACUCUCCGAAGUCGCACCCCACUCUACGGUGUCUGAUACACAGUUAAUGACAACUGGUGCGCUCACGAGUUCCGGCAGUCCGUUGAUUAAUCUAGAUGAUGACUGCAGAGUACCCACAAUGCACUGCGGUGUGAAAGGGAGUGGGCCAGGACAUCGUUUUGCUAUUAUAAAUAUAAGUAAAAAAAAAAAAAAACGAGCGAGCGAGCGCGACGGCCUCGCCCGUCGGAAACGAAGCGUUUGUUGCCAUAGAGAUGAAGAUGGAAGGUACAUCUCAUUUCCACCUGCUCAUUUUGUAUUCCUGUAAAAAGUGACAUGAUAAAGAGCGACUGUAUGAACGUGUAUGUUGUACUACAGACUUGUUGAUAUGUAUAUGCUUCAUCAAUACAGCCAAUCCUCAACACUCA